CAGGUGCUGCUCUUUGGCAUCCCCCUCUCCCUCACACACACACAAACACACACAUCCCCAGUUGGUCCACUUUCCUCUUUUUGGUGCUUGUAGAACUUGAUAGUUUGCCUUCAUGGAGGAUUACCACAAACCUGACCAGCAGACAGUGCAGGCGCUGAGGAACAUCGCCAACCGGCUCCGGAUCAACUCCAUCAAGGCGACGACCGCAGCGGGCAGCGGACACCCCACAUCAUGCUGCAGCGUGGCAGAAAUCAUGUCGGUGCUUUUCUUCCACACCAUGAAGUACCGCCCUGACGACCUGAGGAACUUCAACAACGACCGCUUCGUCCUGUCCAAGGGUCACGCGGCUCCAGCGCUGUACUCCAUGUGGGUCGAAACCGGUUUCCUGAAGGAGAGCGAGAUGCUCACCAUGUGCCACGUUGACUCCACGCUGGAGGGCCACCCCACCCCGAGGCAGCAGUUUGUGGAUGUGGCCACCGGGUCCCUGGGCCAGGGUCUUGGCGUGGCCUGUGGGAUGGCGUACACCGGCAAAUACUUCGACAAGUCCAGUUACCGUGUGUACUGCCUGCUGGGGGAUGGAGAGAUGUCGGAGGGCGCUGUCUGGGAAGCCAUGUCGUUUGCUUCUUACUACCAGCUUGACAACCUGGUGGCCAUCAUGGAUAUCAACCGCCUCGGCCAAAGUGACGCUGCACCCCUGCAGCAUCACGUUGAAAAAUAUCAGAAACGCUGUGAAGCUUUUGGCUGGCACGCCAUCAUCGUGGAUGGACAUAGUGUUGAAGAGCUCUGCAAGGCGCUGAGCCAGCCCCGCCAUCAGCCCACUGCCAUCAUCGCGAAAACCAUCAAGGGAAAAGGCAUUCCAGCUGCAGAGGAUAAGCUGGGCUGGCACGCCAAGCCUCUUCCCAAAGACAUGGCCGAGAUGGUCAUGAAGGACCUGCAGAGCCGGAUCAUGAGCAGCAGCAAGCACCUGUACCCCCCUUCCCCCAUGGAGGACGCCCCACCCGUCAGCCUGAGAAACAUCCGGAUGCCAAGCGCCCCCAAUUACAAGGCCGGAGAAAAGAUUUCCACGCGAAAGGCGUACGGGAUGGCUCUGGCCAAACUGGGCCGCUACAACGAGCGCGUUGUGGUUCUUGACGGAGACACCAACAAUCUCACCUACUCAGAGAUCUUUAAGAACGAGCACCCCAACCGCUUCGUCGAGUGCUACAUCGCUCAGCAGAACAUGGUCAGUGUAGCGAUGGGAUGCGCCGCCCGUGAGAGGAACGUCGUAUUCGCCAGCACCCUCGCUUCUUUCUUCGCUCGUGCCUAUGACCAGCUUCGCAUUGCAGCGAUCUCAGAGAGCAACAUCAACCUGUGUGGCUCCCACUGCGGUCUGUCGACUGGGGAGGAAGGCCCCUCUCUGAUGGGUCUUGAGGACAUGGCGAUGUUCAGGACCAUCCCCUCCACGACCAUUUUCUACCCCUGCGACGGGGUGUCCACAGAGAAGGCGGUGGAACUGGCUGUAACCACCAAGGGUGUUUGCUACAUCCGUACUGGCCGCCAGGACAGCGCCAUCAUCUACAACAGCAACGAGGACUUCCAUGUUGGACAGGCAAAGGUGGUGUACCAGAGCAAGGACGACCAGGUGACGGUGGUGGCAGCUGGAGUGACCCUGCAUGAGGCCCUUGCUGCAGCCGAGCAUCUAAAGAAAGAGAGGAUUGCCGUCAGAGUCAUUGACCCUUUCACAAUCAAACCUCUGGAUGCUAAAACCAUCAUCGACCACACGCGCGCCACCAGGGGACGGGUCCUCACCGUGGAGGACCACUACUAUGAAGGUGGCCUCGGGGAGGCGGUGUCUUCGGCCAUGGUUAACGAGACCGGCUUCAACCUGCACCGCCUGGCCGUGUCCCACAUCCCUCGCAGCGGUAAACCGCACGAGCUGCUCAAAAUCUACGGGAUCGACCGCGAUGCCAUAGCUCAGGCCAUCCGCAAGAUGCUUAGCAGUGCAACCAACGCCAAGUAACUUUGUUCCCCCUCCCCGCCCCACCCACCCACCUUCGUGGUUAAAAUCAGCAGUCAAGUAUGUUUUUGAUUCACAUGACACCCAGCUCUUUCGAUUCAUUCACUGUGAAUACCCCUACGUGUUUACUGAAGUAAUGUGAUUUUCGUGCCGUACACUUUGAAGUAGAGAUCCACGUCGACCUUCCUUUUGUGCAUCCGUCACAUCACAGAGAAAACGCAGAAUCCCACAGAUUCAACUGCGCGAAUCACUCAUGAGUUCAGCAGUGCCAUAGAUCCAGGUCAGUCACGAAAACAUCUCUAUAAGUGACAUUGUCAUUGGUGAAUACUCACUGUACUAAAUAAUUCAUUAUUACAUGUUCAACAUGCAUACGGUGUGAUGCUCCUGUCUGUGUUUUUUUAUAUGAUGCUCUUUCAUUAGCUUUAUUCAGCUGGAAUUGCUUUUUUUAUUGUUCUGAAGUAGCUCUUAAAAAGUGGGUGGGGCCUAGUUUUACAGUUGGUGUUGAUCAUGACAGCAGUGUCAGAAAUAAGCUAAGUGAGUUGUUGUUUGUAGAAGGUAGUGGGAAAAAAAAGCAAAUGUAGGUAGGACAUAAAAAG
Salarias fasciatus (jewelled blenny) is the source of this 2592-nucleotide messenger RNA. Its product is annotated as transketolase-like. Gene Ontology annotation, cellular component: extracellular exosome; endoplasmic reticulum membrane. Lineage: Eukaryota; Metazoa; Chordata; Actinopteri; Blenniiformes; Blenniidae. The coding region runs from base 113 to 1999 and encodes 628 amino acids. The transcript has 14 exons. Gene Ontology annotation, biological process: pentose-phosphate shunt, non-oxidative branch. Gene Ontology annotation, molecular function: transketolase activity; thiamine pyrophosphate binding. The record is from RefSeq and is a predicted model, not a curated record.